UUCCCUCCAUCGCCUCUCCAAUCCACCUCUACGAUUCCCUCUCUCUCUCUCUCCCGACCUUACCACCACCGUUACCGCUAUCUCCGAAUAUGUCUUCUUUUAAAUCACUCGUUUCACUUAGCUCCGUCGUUAACGGUGGUUCUAAUAACGGCGUUCCUGGUGAAAUUCAUGUUAUUGUGGGCCCCAUGUUUGCCGGAAAAUCCACCGCGCUCCUCCGCCGCAUCAAAUCCGAGAGCAACAAUGGAAGAAACGUGGCGAUGAUAAAAUCAAGCAAGGAUACGAGAUAUGCGAAAGAUUCAGUUGUGACACACGAUGGAGUGAGGUUCCCUUGUUGGGCUUUGCCAGAUCUCUCUUGUUUUCAAGAGAAAUUCGGAUUUGAUGCUUAUGAGAAGUUGGAUGUAAUUGGGAUCGACGAAGCACAAUUCUUUGGUGACCUUUAUGAAUUUUGCUGUAAGGCGGCUGAAAAGGAUGGGAAAACCAUUGUGAUUGCAGGGCUGGAUGGUGAUUACUUGAGGAGGAGCUUUGGAAGUGUACUGGAUGUGAUACCACUUGCUGAUACUGUAACAAAGUUGACAGCGCGGUGUGAGAUGUGUGGUAAGCGGGCUUUCUUUACAUUGAGGAAGGUAGGGGAGACACAAACAGAAUUAAUUGGUGGAGCUGAAUCAUACAUGCCUGUUUGCCGCCAACAUUAUGUGAAUGGGCAGGCAGUCAUUGGAGCUGCAACACGAACUGUACUCGAAACUGGACACAUUAACAAGGAUAUUACAGUUCCAGAACUUCUGGAACCAACAUGUGUCUCCUCCUAAACUGGUUAAGCAUUUUUGUAUUUGGGAGAGGGUGUUCUUCUAUUAGCCAUCUUGGUUAUUACUGACCCAAUGGUAUGAAUGUAUGAUGAGAUCUUCCAAGUUCAUUGUAUAUAGAAAAUUUGCCAACCAUGUGGUUGUUAAUUAACUACUCCUAGUAGUAACUAGUAAGCAGUUUUAUCACAUGUUAUUUGCUGCUAGAGUUACAUUAGUCUUAAAUUAGUUAAAAUGUAGUUCUCGUUUUAAAUUACUUGAUAAUAAGUUGGGUAUGUGAACUAUUACCAAGUCCUUACUGUUUCAAUUGAAAAAAGUGUUUGUUUUGCCA
Messenger RNA from Spinacia oleracea (spinach), 1128 nucleotides. Its product is annotated as thymidine kinase a. The record is from RefSeq and is a predicted model, not a curated record. Lineage: Eukaryota; Viridiplantae; Streptophyta; Magnoliopsida; Caryophyllales; Amaranthaceae. Gene Ontology annotation, molecular function: ATP binding; thymidine kinase activity. The transcript has 4 exons. The coding region runs from base 90 to 806 and encodes 238 amino acids. Gene Ontology annotation, biological process: thymidine metabolic process.